Messenger RNA from Girardinichthys multiradiatus, 3804 nucleotides. Its product is annotated as oocyte zinc finger protein XlCOF6-like. Gene Ontology annotation, biological process: regulation of transcription by RNA polymerase II. The record is from RefSeq and is a predicted model, not a curated record. The transcript is spliced from 2 exons. Gene Ontology annotation, molecular function: RNA polymerase II cis-regulatory region sequence-specific DNA binding; DNA-binding transcription factor activity, RNA polymerase II-specific. NCBI's taxonomy places the organism in Eukaryota, Metazoa, Chordata, Actinopteri, Cyprinodontiformes, Goodeidae. Bases 427 to 2553 code for a protein of 708 amino acids.
UUGUUUCUAGUGUAACUCUCCGUGUGAGACUUCCGGCGGAAGUAAACAACAAGGCGCUAGCAUCGUUAGCUUCCAGGUUUUCUUCUGUUUAUCGUCGGUUUUUGCUGUGUGAGCUGAAUAUUUCAGAGUCUGCAGUAACAACAUCUUCGGUUCAUCAUCUGAGAGAAUUGAUCAGAGAGCGACUAACUGCUGCUGCUGGAGAAAUAUUCAGAAACAUCGUUCAUUAGGAGGAAGAGAUCGAUCAUCAGCUCAGACUGCUGGAUAUCAGCUGGAAAACCCAGAUCAGAUCAGAACCUACAGGUAUGUUACCUGUACGGUGGCCUGAAUGAACUAACACUGGAACACAGAGAAUAUGAUCAGGGGACUAGUUGAUGCCGCGGAGGAAGCAGGACGUGUCCGUGUGUUGUUCACAGCUCGAUUGUUUGGAUGGGGUGGAUGAUCCUACAGGUCUUCUACAGCAUCAUGUCUGUUACUACAUGGGAGGUUGCUGCUGGUCAAUAUCUCAUAACCAAAGAGAGGAACUCUGUUCUUGAUCAAUUUAUAUCAGACAUUGGAGAAUUAAAAGAGGAACAGGAGGAACCACAACUACAGCAGAUGAUUGAGACAAAAGAGGAACCAGAACCUCAAUUAAAACUGGCUGAACUGUGCAUCUUUCAGGACGACGGGCAGCUUUUAGUGAAGCAGGAGGCAGACACCUCUAUGAUGACUCCUGAUUAUGAGAAAAUAUUCCAUAAUGGACCAGAAUGGCAGCAGAUGAUGGAGACAAAGGAGGAACCAGAACCUGUACAGGUUAAAGAGGAACCAAACGAAAUGGAACUAAAGCAGAUGAUUGGGACAAAAGAGGAACCAGAACCUUGGACAUUUAAAGAAGAACAAGUUCAACUCUGCAUCUUUCAGGAUGAAGAGCAACUUUUAGUGAAGCAGGAGACUGAUUCCUUUAUUCUGACUCCUACUGAUCAAAACGACUCCAGUGAACCAGAAACUAUCAAGAAUCAUCUGCUCUGUUCAACCCCUCCUAAAGCAGAAAAUAAAGAUCAAGGAAGCAAUCAUCAAGACUCAAGAUCAAAUAAAGAGGAAGAGCUGAAGCCAGAGAAAAGAUGCAAAAAACCCAGGAAUCAAGGUGACAAUGUGGACAACUCAAAGCUAAUAAGUUAUAAAAAGAAGUUACCUUUCUGUAAAGAAUGUGGCAAAUGUUUUACUACUCAAAAAAUGUUAACAGUGCACAUGAGAACUCAUACCGGUGAGAAGCCUUUCUCCUGUCAUACCUGUGGGAAAGGUUUCGCUGGGAAAACCGCCCUAACUGAACACAUGAGAACUCACACAGGUGAGAAGCCGUAUCCUUGUGAGUUGUGUGGAAAACUGUUUCGACAUCGUAGUACUUAUAUUGGGCACAUGAGAACUCACACAGGUGAGAAGCCGUUUUUAUGCCUGACUUGUGGAAAAUGUUUUCCUUGGAAAUCUACCCUGGCUGCACACGUGAGAGUUCACACUGGUGAGGCGGCUUUCUCAUGUCUGACCUGUGGAAAAGGUUUCACUAGGAAACAUACCCUGACUGCACACAUGAGAACUCACACAGGUGAGAAGCCGUUUCCUUGUGAGUUGUGUGAUAAAUCUUAUCGAGACCGUAAUAAUUUGAUUUGUCACAUGAGAACUCACACAGGUGAGAAGCCUUUUGCUUGCAAAAUGUGUGGUAAGUCUUUCAUUCAAAGUAGUAAUUUGAUUUGUCACAUGAGAACUCACACAGGAGAGAAGCCCUUUGCUUGCAAAAUGUGUGGUAAGUCUUUCAUUAAAAGUAGUAAUUUGAUUUGUCACAUGAAAACUCACAUGGGUAAGAAGGCUUUCUCAUGUCUGACCUGCGGAAAAGGUUUCACUAUGAAACAUGCCCUGAGUGCACACUUGAGAACUCACACAGGUGAAAAGCCUUUCUCAUGUCUGACCUGUGGAAAAGCUUUCUGUAAGGAAUCUGCUCUGGCUGCACACAUGAAAACUCACACAGGUGAGAAACCGUUCUCAUGUUUGACCUGUGGAAAAACUUUCUCUGGGAAACCCACACUAACUGAACACAUGAGAACUCACACAGGUGAGAAGCCGUAUCCUUGUGAGUUGUGUAAAAAGUUUUUUCGCCAUCGUAGUACUUAUAUUGGGCACAUGAGAACUCACACAGGUGAGAAGCCUUUCUCAUGUUUGACUUGUGGAAAAUGUUUUUCUUGGAAAUCUACCCUGGCUGCACACAUGAGAACUCACACAGGUGAGAAGCCUUUCUCAUGUCUGACCUGUGGAAAAGGUUUCUGUAAGAAACCUGCCCUGACUUCACACAUGAUAUCUCACACAAGUGAGAAACAGUAUUGUUGUAAAUGUUAUCGUAAAUCUUACAUUAACAGUAGAGAUUUGACUCAUCACAUAGUAACUCAUACAGGUGAGAAGCCUUUCACAUGUGUGACCUGUGGAAAAGGUUUCACUAGGAAAGCUGCCUUGACUGCACACAUGAGAACUCACACAGAUGAGACUAUGCACAUCAGAACUCAUUCAGAGAAAAAGCCACAUUCUUGUUAACUGUGUGGUAAAUUAUUCACAGCCAGAUAUAAACUGACUGCCCAUGUGUUGUAAUAAUCCUUAGCAUAUGCUACAAACUUUAACAGAAAAACCUGUCUUUGUUUGAUGAACAGAGGGAAUGAGACCCAUAACUAUGGAUUUAAUUUAUGUAGCAAUAUUUCCUUCAUUCAAAACGCUAUAAAAAACAUAUUUUUUUAAGCAAUCCCCCACGUCUGGGGUUAUUAAAAACUAAAGAACCUCCCCUUUUCAUCAAGGCAUAGCUCGUCUUUCUAGCAUCUUCUCUGGUGAUGUAAUUUGCAUGCGUAUAAGAUGUGCUCUGGCUGCGUAUAUUUACAAGCCCCUGGAGCUAGCUUGCACUCUGCUCUGUUAGCUCCCAGUGUUGUGUUAAUUGUAGGAAUCAAUCAUUUGUAAUGGCACAAAAGAGUAAAAUUACAGGUUUGGAAGUUUUGGACGACAUUUGGCGGACCAGUGACAUCAAAGUGAAAUAUUCUUCGGACAGCUGCGUUGAUUAGGAUAAGGAAAACCAGUCCAUAUCUUAUUCUAUUUGCUUUAUUGUAGAUGUUGUAUUUCAUUGAUUAUUUUGUCUUUAUUUCCUCAUUUUAUGGAACUGUAGAGCACAUUGGUGUGCAAAGUGCUUCAUAAAUAAAGUUCAAGUCUUUUGGCUUAUUUCCUCGUUACAUUAUUUUUCCUUUAUUCUUUUCAGCUAUAGCUACACUCAUAUCAGUUUAGUUCACAUUUUGUCUUUCAACCUCUGCAGCACUGGAAAUUUAUUGCUCCUGUAAUUUGAUCUUUCCAACUUUUCCAGCUUGUCUGAACCAAACCAAUGUGAAUGAUGAGAAAUGCGGUUGUUAUAGGUGGGGUGAUGGAAGAAUUUGGUUCUUGCCUAAAUCUCAUUCAGUCUAAUGGGUUGAAAUAUUUGCUUUCCUUAAUAUUAUGACUGUAAAGUUGUGGGUUAUCUUAUGUCUUUAUUUUUAUUAUGCUUCGGAACUUUGUGUAGAAUAGGUUUCUCUGUUUCCACUCUGAGGGUUUUUUACAAGAGUUGGUUCUGCAGCUGCAGAGAAGAAAGAUACAAAAGUUCUGUUCUCACACAAAUGUACUGAGAAGUUGGUUCUCACACUGUCUGGUAAAUAUUUUGCAUCUUUCUUUGUCCUGCAGUAUAACAGAUGUGUGCCAUCUUUGUAAGAGUAACAUUCUGACUCUGGUGGAAACUGUCCUCUCAUAUCUUGUACAAUAAAUUAUUAAUAAACCUCA